Molecule: messenger RNA, 231 nt
Organism: Pediculus humanus corporis (human body louse)
Lineage: Eukaryota; Metazoa; Arthropoda; Insecta; Psocodea; Pediculidae
Exons: 2
Coding region: 1-231 (76 amino acids)
Source: RefSeq, a predicted model, not a curated record
AUGAUAAGUGUAACCUCACGGAGGCUGGAAGGCCCAAGAAGAUGUACCACACAGCCUCCACAAUUGGCUGGAGGUACGAGUAGUGAACCUUUUAAAUCUGGAUAUUUGGAAUUAGCUCCUGAAGUUAUGGAAAGACUGCUUUCUACUGAUAAUAUUGAAAAACAUUAUGAAGUGGAAAGUUUACCUUUUGCAAGGCCAUAUAAAAAAAAAAUCAAAUGCGUGAAAUCGUGA